Molecule: messenger RNA, 5408 nt
Organism: Rhinopithecus roxellana (golden snub-nosed monkey)
Lineage: Eukaryota; Metazoa; Chordata; Mammalia; Primates; Cercopithecidae
Gene: CLIC4
Product: chloride intracellular channel 4
Exons: 7
Coding region: 1190-1951 (253 amino acids)
Source: RefSeq, a predicted model, not a curated record
GGCCUCCUGGAACUCACUAUUUAGCCCAACCUGGGAAGUUGGGAGGAGUAGCUGUGAGUCAAGUAUUAUGGAAAAUCAGAAAAGGGCACAAGUAAUUGCUUCCAGAGGAGGUGAAACUUGCCCCAGGCACUCAACCGCAGCAAACCGGGACCAGGUGCCUACAAUCUCUAGGUAAGCACAGCUCUUGCCCUCGGGGGCCUAAAUCCCAGCGCAGUUUAACUAGUUUGUGGACCACCUACUUCAGAAUUGUCCUGGUGCUUGCUAAGAUGUGGAUUUCUCUUUUUCCCCAGAGGAUUUGGGAAACACAUAAAGCGGGGGGGGCUGCGUGUAGCACCCAGGUGAUUCUGAUGCACACUCAAAUUUGCCAGAUCGAAACGAUCAGGAGCGUCAAAGGGAAAAACGAAGUCAGAGGCGGAAGAAAAAGGUGUUCCCCAGGCGAUGAAAACUUUCCGGUAAGUUGUCUUGGAAAAUGCAACUCGGCGUAAUAGAGGGAGUUGGGGAGGUGGCCGCUGCGGGAAAGGGCGAUGAGUCCUGGGGUGCUGCAGCGGGGGAGUGGGUGGGAGGCGCCUCCUCGCUUCCCCAGGCCGGCCGAGGGAUGAGGUCACCUGGCACAGCACCAGUAGCAGCUGCGGAGGACGCGCAGGCGCUGCGGCGGGAGGCAGUGUCAGGCUCGGGCCCCUGGGGAAUUCCUCCCCCCUGCGACCCCCCCCCCGCCCGCCGGCCCCCUCGAGAGGCGUACCCGGGUCCCCCACGCCCGAGCCUGCGCUUUGUACCGCCCACCAAAGCCCCGCCCUCCGCACAGGCCACGCCUCCUACCAGCUUCGAGGCGUCGCAGUGGUCCUUUCGUGGGCUCCGGAGCUGUCCCACCGCCUUCCCCGUCCGAGGCCACGCCCCCGUGCUCCUGUCGCCUUAUUUUCCCCUGAGAGUCCCGAGGCGCCGCGCCUUGGCCCCGCCUACAGCCCGAGGCCCCGCCCCCGGCGCCCCGCCCCGCCGUUUGAAGCAGCUCGGGCUGCGGCUGCCUCAGAGUCGCGCGCGGGGCGUGGGGGCGGUGCUGAGGAGCUGAAACUGUGGCCAGCUCGAAGCCGGACAGUCCAGCGAGCAGCGCGGCGGGAACCGGCAGCCGGAGCAGUCCCGGAGCAGAAGCAGCAGCAGCAGCCGUCGCUGUUGGCGGAGCGCAGCCGAGCCGGCCAUGGCGUUGUCUAUGCCGCUGAAUGGGCUGAAGGAGGAGGACAAAGAGCCCCUCAUCGAGCUCUUCGUCAAGGCUGGCAGUGAUGGUGAAAGCAUAGGGAACUGCCCCUUUUCCCAGAGGCUCUUCAUGAUUCUUUGGCUUAAAGGAGUUGUAUUUAGUGUGACGACUGUUGACCUGAAAAGGAAGCCUGCAGACCUGCAGAACUUGGCUCCCGGGACCCACCCACCAUUUAUAACUUUCAACAGUGAAGUCAAAACGGAUGUAAAUAAGAUUGAGGAAUUUCUUGAAGAAGUCUUAUGCCCUCCCAAGUACUUAAAGCUUUCACCAAAACACCCAGAAUCAAAUACUGCUGGAAUGGACAUCUUUGCCAAAUUCUCUGCAUUUAUCAAGAAUUCAAGGCCAGAGGCUAAUGAAGCAUUGGAGAGGGGUCUCCUGAAAACCCUGCAGAAACUAGAUGAAUAUCUGAAUUCUCCUCUCCCUGAUGAAAUUGAUGAAAAUAGUAUGGAGGACAUUAAGUUUUCUACACGUAAAUUUCUGGAUGGCAAUGAAAUGACAUUAGCUGAUUGCAACCUGCUGCCCAAACUGCAUAUUGUCAAGGUGGUGGCCAAAAAAUAUCGCAACUUUGAUAUUCCAAAAGACAUGACUGGCAUCUGGAGAUACCUAACUAAUGCAUACAGUAGGGAUGAGUUCACCAAUACCUGUCCCAGUGAUAAGGAGGUUGAAAUAGCAUAUAGUGAUGUAGCCAAAAGACUCACCAAGUAAAAUCGCGUUUAUAAAAGUGAUGUCUUCAUGUCUUCCCCUAAGAAUAUGCUUUCCCUAACAGGCUACUCCUUCUUAUAGAGCAGAAAUUGUAUUUUGCACGAACAUGCAGUUAUUAAAGAUUAGGAUCAAGGAUAGACAAGGUAUAGUAGUUAUCUUAAAAUAUACACUCCGAAGCAGUAUUAUUUUAAAAUCCUUUUACCCUGCCUACCUCCCCUACCCGGGUUCCCCUGUCUUUAAUUUGGAGACACUCCACCACAAACUCUUCACUUUAGAGGUAGCUUGCCAUCUCUCAGGAGCCCUCACCGUUGUGUCCACUCACUGUGUAUAGAUGGCAGAACUUUUGAGGUGCAAUGUUUAAUUGUUAAAAUAGUAGCCACGACUUUAUCAGGCAGCCCCAAACUGGUGCAUAAUGCAUGGUACAAGGAAUAUUUAUGUAUUUUUUGGAAUUUUGUAAUAUUUAGUAAAAGUAUAUGAAAGGAUUGCUACUGUAUCAGAAAUCCUGUUUCAAUUUAGUCUAUCCUGGAUAUGUACUAACGACUAUUACCACCAGAGAAGAGAGCUUUCUACAAAAGUCACUACAGAUUUUGCUAUAUUGCUUUGUAGAUAGAUUUUUACUUUUGCCUAAAAGUAUUUAUCCUUCAUACCAAUUGUAACAUCUGACACCAUGUAGAAGCUAAAAGUUUAGAGGGAGUGAAGGUUUUCUCAAGACCUUCCUCAAGCAUUUUAUCUUUAUAAGAGAAAUUGAUGGGCACCUGAUACUCUGUCUAAAUAUGUUUGGUUACAUGUGUUUUGCCCUGUGCCAUUCAUUUGGAACAUUAUUGCUUUCUUUAUUUUAAAAAGCUUGUUUUUAGGUAAUCAUAGAGCUUGCUAUUUGUACAUCUUUUGAGCAACACUACAUAAACUGAUUUUUAGUUGAUUUAGCUAUAGCAGUACAAUGAUUAGUAAUGUAAAAAUUAACACAGAAAUUAACCUAAGGAAUGAAGGGCGGGUUUGUCAAAAUAUCAAGUGAAUUUUUAUUUCUAAAGUACAUUUAAUGUAGAUGACCUAAAGAAUGCAUUAUCCAUCCUAUAUAAAAAAAAGAUAAAACACAGGUCACCAACUUUCUCAGUUCACCCCAUUUACCUUGUAUAGAGGAUUGUUCAUUCCUCUGGGACUAAGUUAUAGUUAUGGUGAGUGUGUCUUUACUGUAGUUUUGCCUGAUCUCACUCAUUGCACUUCCUGGAGUUAAAUUUUCCAGUAGCCAUGUUGAGGAAUAGCACUCUGCAUGUUUUUGUUUUGUUUUUCGGGGUUUUUUAAAAUUGAAGUCCUAAACCAGGAAUUAUUUGUGCUCUAACAAGGGAGGAUGAACUUGCCGAAAAUAAAACUUUGCCAUGUAUUUACUCUUUUUUAAAAGACAGAAACAAAACCAGACUUUCUAAGUACUACUCCAAAGACUGUGAUUGUGACUAUAAUACAUUUUUGGUAAUUUUUUUAUACCUAAUUUGUAUAGGAAGUGCUAUUUCUCAUAGGCUGUUUCUUGAAAUUUUAAGUUUAUUGCUUUAAAAGGGCAGUGUUUCUCCCACUUUGAUAUGCUAACAUUUAGUAAGCACUGGCUUUAUGGAAGCAGCUUUUUAUAAGUGUCCUGCAUUUUUUGAACCUAUCAUUAAUUAGCUUAGUAUGAAAGAUAAGAAAAUCUCCAUGUCGUAUCCAUUUGGCUUAGGGAGAUUCUUUACCAUACCUUUCUUAAAACUCUUUAUUGCUUAUCAAAAGUUUGAGUACCUGCUUUGUUUUUUUUGUUUUUGUUUUUGGUAAUUAAAUAUUGUAUGAUUUAUCUGGUUCAAGGAAGAAGCACUAGUCAGUUAUCUAUUGAGAAAUUAUUUUGCAGUGGUUUUAGUGGGUGAAAGUGUCCCAUCUGCACCAGUACACAGGCAGGCAUUAUCACUCUUCACCUACUUUUUAAAUAGUGGCAACUUGGCAUUCAUUCUGGUGAUACUGAACCUUGCCUCAUAGCUUAAAGUAUAAAAAAGAUUCAAGAGCAGUAAGGUUUGUUCUUUCCAGUGCGUGGUGGACCGAGUGGUGCAGGGUGGACCGAGUGGUGCAGGGUGGACCGAGUGGUGCAGGGUGGACCGAGUGGUGCAGGGUGGAGGGCUAACAGAAGAAAGAGCUCCAUUCUUCAAAAUACGGUGAUGAAAAUUCAUUUUGAAACUCAAAUAUGUUCAUUUUGGAUAUUCUCCUGUUUUUAUUAACCCAGUGAUUACACUUGGCCAUCCCUCUAAAUGUUGAGGAAGGCAUGUCUAUUGUGAUUUUGGUGAAGACAGAAUUAUUUUUCUCUGUAGAAAGACAGAUACCACUUUAUCAGGGAAGUUAGUCAAAUGAAAUGGAAAUUGGUAAAUGGACAAAAGCUAGCUAGUAAAAAGGACGAUCCAGCAACAUGCUUUAACCCCAUUGUGUGUUUGUGGAAAGAGCAUAGUUUAAAUCUUGAGAAAUUUAGCACAUGAAAGUUUUCAUAGUAGACAGGUCGUGCCGUAUAUGAAUUGACAUCAUGGAAAAAUCUGAUUUUAUUUUUACAACUAAUGAAUCCAUUCCCCUUCAUUUAAACACUUUCUGUGUUUUCCUUCAGUGAGGAGAUUGGAGUCUGAAUGGAUCUGUUUUCCAAGAGAUUCUGAGAAAUUUUUGUGUGCAACAGUUGGAAAGCUCUCUAUUCUAGCUGAUAAAACUUCCCUUUUUUUUGAUGUAGAUGCAGAUAUUCUGUACAGUUCUGUUGUCUUUUACUAGGACUGUUAACUUUUAUGAUAUAAUUCAAAUAAGAUUGUAUUUCUUGGUAAUUUUGGCUUUCACAAUUUAUCUUUAAAUCCUUGAGCAAUCUGUAUACAAUUAAGAGAUUUCUGACAUUUAUUCUUACACUAAGUGAAUCAACUCUAGGAUUUAGGUGUGUUAACUUUACUUUUGUUGUGUUUUGAAUCUCUCCAGAGUCGCAUGUAGAUAGCAUUUAUUUCUGUGCACUUAAACCCAUUUAGAAAAUAACUACAAAGUAAAAAUGUAGAGGAAAUAGAAAUGUAUUUUUUCAUGAACAUUUUGAUACAAAUUUCAUCAUUUAAUGAUUCACCAAUUUCUUGCAUUAAUUUGAAUUAAGCAUUUAAUUCAAAGAGAGGGGAGCAUUCAUUAUUGAUAUAUGUGGGCUUUAAAAAACUCCAUCCUUUAUAAAUAGUCAAGGUUUGGGCCACACAAAUUAUAUUUUUAUCAUGGAAAAAUUUCAACUCCUCAAGCCAUCAUGUUGAACAGAUUGGAGUAUUUUCUUUAGAAUUUCUUGAACAGGCAAAUGAAAGCUUAUUAUAGGAUGCAUGUAUUUUCUUUUCUCUUUGGAACAUCAACAUCAGUAUAUUGCUGGCAGCUAUGGUAUUAAAAAUAAAGUAUAUUUUCACUAUCAUAAAGGAUUCUUCCCCCCCCCCCCCAUGAAAAUAAACAACUUGGGGUAAAA